UCCCAAGGAUCCCAUCGACCUGUCAAAAUUCCCUGUGGACAAAAUCAGGAAUUUCUGCAUCAUUGCACACAUCGAUCACGGGAAAAGCACUUUGGCUGACAGGCUGUUGGAAAUGACAGGAGCCAUCGCAAAGACUGAGAAGAACAAGCAGGUUCUGGACAAGCUUCAAGUGGAGCGGGAGAGAGGGAUCACUGUGAAGGCCCAGACGGCCUCCCUGUUUUACAGCCACGACGGACAGGAGUACCUCCUCAACCUAAUCGACACGCCGGGACAUGUUGACUUCAGCUAUGAAGUGUCUCGCUCCCUUUCUGCUUGCCAGGGUGUCCUGUUGAUUAUCGAUGCCAAUCAGGGAAUUCAGGCGCAAACGGUGGCCAACUUCUACCUGGCAUUUGAAUCCCAACUGACGAUAAUCCCUGUGAUCAAUAAGAUUGAUUUAAAGAACGCCGAUCCGGAGCGAGUGGAGUCUCAGAUAGAAAAGGUGUUUGAUAUUCCACGGGAGGAGUGCCUCAGGAUUUCAGCCAAACUGGGAACCAAUGUUGAAGCGGUUCUUCAAGCGGUUGUCGAACGGAUUCCACCACCUGCUGGGAGCAUCAGUGAGCCGUUUAAAGCGCUGGUGUUUGACUCCAACUUUGACCACUACAGAGGAGUGGUGGCCAACAUCGCAGUGUUUGGAGGUCGGGUGAAAAAAGGGGACAAGAUCGUCUCAGCACAUCUCAGUAAAACCUACGAGGUCAACGAGCUUGGCCUGCUGCGGCCGGAGGAGCAUCCCACGCAGAAGCUCUUUGCAGGCCAAGUGGGGUAUAUGAUAGCGGGGAUGAAGGAUGUGAAGGAGGCCCAGAUUGGCGACACUCUGUACCACCAGGAGCAGCCAGUCCAAGCUCUUCCUGGGUUCAAGCCAGCCAAAGCCAUGGUGUUCGCUGGCAUGUACCCCAUGGACCAGUCGGAAUAUCCCGCCCUGCGAAGCGCCAUCGAGAGGCUGACCCUGAACGACUCCAGCGUCACAGUGCAGAGAGACAGCAGUCUGGCCCUGGGAGCAGGAUGGAGGCUUGGUUUUCUGGGUCUUCUCCACAUGGAGGUGUUCAAUCAGAGGCUGGAGCAGGAGUACAAUGCCUCUGUCAUAGUAACAGCCCCCACCGUGCCCUACAAGGUGCUCCUCUCCUCGGCUAAACUCAUCAAGGAACAUGGCAGUGAGGAGGUCACCAUCGUGAACCCGGCUCAGUUCCCGGACAGAUCGGUCGUGUCUGAAUAUCUGGAGCCCAUGGUGUUGGGGACUAUUCUGGCUCCGGACGCUUACACCGGCAAGAUUAUGAGUCUGUGCUUGAGUCGCAGGGCGGUGCAGAAGAACGUGGUGUACAUUGAUGAGCAGCGUGUCAUGAUGAAGUAUCUCUUUCCUCUAAAUGAGAUUGUUGUGGAUUUCUACGAUCUCCUUAAAUCCAUGUCAUCCGGAUAUGCCAGCUUUGACUAUGAAAAUGCAGGUUACCAGGCUGCCGAUUUGAUCAAGAUGGAUAUUCUACUGAAUGGGCGACCAGUGGAAGAGCUCACCACCAUCGUGCACAGGGACCGCGCCUACUCUACAGGGAAGGCGAUGUGUGAGCGGCUGAAAGAAUCCAUCCCGAGGCAGAUGUUUGAGAUCGCCAUACAGGCAGCCAUUGGGAGUAAAGUCAUAGCAAGAGAAACAAUAAAAGCAUACAGGAAAAACGUUCUAGCAAAAUGUUAUGGAGGCGACAUCACACGGAAGAUGAAGCUGCUGAAGAAACAAGCUGAAGGGAAGAAGAAGAUGAGGCGCAUCGGCAACGUGGAAGUUCCAAAAGAUGCUUUUAUUAGUGUUCUGAAGAGGAAAGAUAAAUAAA
This is a messenger RNA of Cyprinodon variegatus (sheepshead minnow), 1850 nucleotides long. It is a transcript of the gene guf1, whose product is annotated as GUF1 homolog, GTPase. The transcript has 16 exons. Bases 113 to 1849 code for a protein of 578 amino acids. Gene Ontology annotation, cellular component: mitochondrion. Gene Ontology annotation, molecular function: GTPase activity; mitochondrial ribosome binding; GTP binding. Gene Ontology annotation, biological process: positive regulation of translation. The record is from RefSeq and is a predicted model, not a curated record. Lineage: Eukaryota; Metazoa; Chordata; Actinopteri; Cyprinodontiformes; Cyprinodontidae.